Ilyonectria robusta is the source of this 2229-nucleotide messenger RNA. RefSeq lists its product as uncharacterized. Lineage: Eukaryota; Fungi; Ascomycota; Sordariomycetes; Hypocreales; Nectriaceae. Gene Ontology annotation, cellular component: nucleus. The transcript has 3 exons. Gene Ontology annotation, biological process: DNA-templated transcription; regulation of transcription by RNA polymerase II. The record is from RefSeq and is a predicted model, not a curated record. Bases 1 to 2229 code for a protein of 742 amino acids. Gene Ontology annotation, molecular function: DNA-binding transcription activator activity, RNA polymerase II-specific; zinc ion binding; RNA polymerase II cis-regulatory region sequence-specific DNA binding.
AUGGCCGACCCCGAAGUCCCCGAACGGCGGCGGAGACGCCCGGCUGUUUCUUGCUCUCUCUGCAGAAGGCGCAAGAUCCGAUGUAAUCGAGAAGCCCCCUGCAACAACUGCAUGCGGUCCAAGAAUGAACAAUGCGUAUACGAAACUCAUCCAUCUCAACCCCCGCGCCAAAUCAGACCAGCAAACACGCCGGCGCAACUUCCCCGGCAGCCUCACCACAUAGUACCUAACACAACAUCCACCGCAGGUACAGGAUCCACAGUCUCAAGCCAUCCUCUCGUUUCAUCGGGGCCAAGUUCGACGAACACCUCUUCGCCAGCAGGUCCCACUCUCAGCCACGAUGUCGAGUACCUCAGAAAUCGAAUUCGGCAGCUCGAAGACGAGUUGCCCAAGACGAAAAUACAUUCUGCUCAGACUCCCUCUCUCACUCCAUCUUCUACUACGAGCGUCGAAACACAAACCUCACGAAUAGCCGGAACAUUCCAUAUCCACCGAAACACCCUGUUCGGCCAGGCGAACGUGUUCAGCCGCGGCAUCAUGCAUAAAACACGCAUGUUUGGACAGAGCCACUGGAUAAACGGCGUUGCACUACUAUUCAUGGAUAUGUUCCAGAUGAUUGAGCCGCUUAUACGAGAAGACACAUCGCGGGCAUUCGCCGGCAUAAAGAAAUGCAAAGCCCUAGCAAGAGAAAUCAAGGCAGCACGAGCUCCUCCAUGGCCCUCACCACCAACCCGCGACUUGCCCUCCAAGGAUGUCGCCGACAGACUUGUCCAGUGCUACCUUCGGACAAUGGAAACCGUCUAUCGAGUUUUACAUAUCCCAUCCUUUAUGAGAGACUACGAGGCACUCUGGACGUCAGACGCAGAGCCGGAUACAGAAUUCUUGGUUCUACUAAAGCUAGUAUUCGCCAUCGGAGCUCCUACGUACGACCACAACUUCUCCUUGCGCAACUCCGCGCUCCAAUGGGUGUAUGAAGCUCAAACUUGGGUUUCGGCACCGGAAUUCAAGGCGAUGCUGAGCAUGCCAUAUCUUCAAAUCCAGAUACUCCUCAUCUUUGCCCGAGAAACUACCCGUGCUGGACGAGACUUUGUGUGGGUUUCAGCUGGUGCACUGUUCCGAACAGCCAUGUACAUGGGGUUACAUAGAGACCCUGCGCGUAUUUCAAACCGGACGAUAUUUACCAUCGAGAUGCGCCGAAGGCUGUGGAACACGAUUCUCGAGAUCGUUCUACAGUCGAGCAUGAGUUCAGGGGGGCCUCCACUCAUCAGCCUCAGCGACUUUAAUACUGAGCCCCCUGAAAAUUUCGACGACGAGCAACUCCUUCAUGAGAAUCCUAUACCAAAGCCGGACGACACCUUUACUCAGUCUUCCGUCGCAAGAGCUCUCCGCAAAACUGUUCCCGUCCGUCUCACGAUUACGAAGUUCUUGAACGACCUCGAGUCAAACGGCACGUACGAGGAAACGCUUGCACUCGAUGCAGAGUUCCGAAGCUCGUAUAAAGCUAUAUGCCGGGCCCUCAAGGAAUGCGGAUCAACGACUGGAAACUCACCUUCGCAAUUUGCAAUGCGGGUUGUGGAUUUCAUCAUGCGUCGGUAUCUUUCAUCCAUUCACAUUCCCUUUUUCGGGCCAGGAUUGGAUGAGACGACCUACGCAUAUUCCAGAAAAGUAGUCAUCGACGCUUCGUUGAAUAUCUGGUGCGCUGCAUAUCCACGCUCAUCUCUCAACGAUAAUUCCUCUGCGGAAGAGGAUGAUUUUGCACGGCUAACUUCCUGCGGCUCUACUUUCUUUCGCACAGUUGCCAUGCAGGCGAGUUUACUGAUUGCGGCAGAAGUUAGGACCCAACUGCAGGAAGAGGAAAGCCUUAGUGCUAUUCGUUUACGGCCAACUCUACUUCCUGUCGUAGAGGAAGCAAAGGACUGGUGUUUGAGGUGUAUCGAAGCCGGUGAAACUAACGUCAAGGGCUAUAUGGCUUCCUGUAUGAUUGCUAUACAUAUAGAGGGACUGGUACGGGCCCUCGGAAAAAGCGAGAUUCCAAAACUCUUAGUCAAGUCUAUUGAAGAUGCUGGAGAGAAAUCCCUGACGAUACUCGAACCGCAAGCGGCCCAGAGCCAGGUCGAGGGUGCUGGGAAUGGGCACAGUGGGAUGCCUCUCAACACACCGCCCGAGCUGAUAGAAGGCUGGGACUUUAUGGUAAAUUAUGCCCGGCCAAGCUACGUCAUGCAUCGCUAA